AUGGCGGCCAGACGUGUUAUGGCGAGCUCCGAUAUUAUUCCACCAUUAUUUGAUAAAUCUCGUAAAGAAAUAGUUAAUUCAUCAACUAUCGGUAUUGAUUUUCUUGGUAAUGCUUUAAGCAACGAUCUUAUUUACGAGGGCACACGUUUGAAAUGGUGCAAUGACUUAGACUCUCUUAAGGCGUUUGUUGCCGAAGUGCUUGACCUAAACGGGAAAUGGUGUUCUCCUGGAGGUGGGUCUAAAAGGUUCACAAGUUCCAAUGCUGAACUAACUUUGACGUGGUAUUCAGGCAAGCAAAACACUUUAUUAUUUCAAGGCAAAGAUGGCAACCUAAUUCGGGAUGGAUGUGUCAAAUUCUGUCAGACACGGGACGGUGUUAUGAAGUCGAGUUGUAAACAAGUGCAAGCCCUGUCGGAAAAUUCAGAGUUACAGCGGGAUCUCAUUGCUCCAAAUAUUUUGGAAUCUGAGCCUACAUCUAUAUCGAGACCGGCCAACCAAGUUGAUGUUGCAUCACAG
Messenger RNA from Paramuricea clavata, 516 nucleotides. Lineage: Eukaryota; Metazoa; Cnidaria; Anthozoa; Malacalcyonacea; Plexauridae. The record is from the annotation of a GenBank genome assembly.